GGUCGUCGUCGCUACGGACCUGGUGCCUCUUACCCAUCCACCGGCGAAGCCCCAACCCGUUGCGAAGCGAGCACUUUUUAACGGAAGCUUUUCGCGUCUCGUUGCUGCUAAGUAUAUAAACACCGAAAGGGAGAGAAGCAGAGCGCUUCACCCUCGUGUUCGCUUCGCACUCCUCGGGCAUACCAGGGGGAUGGAGCGGGGAAAGCGACGAAACGGUAAAUUAGCGUUCCUUGCCGGGCUCGUUGCUGUUCUCCUAGUUAUUGGAAUCUCCUCUUGCUCCGCUGACGUCUUCACCGGGAAUAUCAGCACCACUUCGACCUGGAAGCCGAGGGCUUUGCCUGUGACGUCCUCAUCCGUGUCAGUGUCCUCCUCAGCGUCGACAACCAGGAGUGUCAACGGCGAGCGUCGGCAAUCUUCCUUCUCUUCCGUUGUUUUUCGCGUGCAUGGCAACGUGUAUCCUCUCGGGAUCUACUAUGUGUCUAUCAACAUUGGUAAUCCACCGAAGCCCUACUUUCUCGAUGUCGACAGUGGGAGCGAUGUCACCUGGCUCCAAUGCGACGUUCCUUGCCACAGCUGCUCCAAGAGCCCGCAUCCCCUGUACAAGCCGAUGAAGAACCGGCUGGUGCCUUGUGAAACCCCACUGUGCCAAGCUAUGCACGAGUCGACGCAUCACGAGGGCAGAUGCGAGACGCCCAGCCAGUGCGACUACAAGAUCGAAUACCAGGAUAGUGGCUCCUCUCUCGGCGUCCUGGUCACAGACGCUUUCGCACUCCCACUCAUCAACAAAAUUCUCUCCCAUCCUAGCCUAGCCUUAGGCUGCGGCUACGACCAGCAGGGAUGGCCCUCGAACACAGACGGCGUGCUGGGGCUUGGCAGUGGAAAAAUCGGCAUCCUCUCGCAGCUCCGUGACCUCGGCGUCUGCCGCAAUGUUGUAGGACACUGUCUCAGCAAGAAUUCUCAUGGUUUUCUUUUCAUCGGCGACGAUGUUGUUUCUCCUAAUGGCUUCACUUGGGUGCCUAUGUCCACUGCAGAAGCCAAAUAUUACUCGCCGGGGUUGGCCACCGUAUUUGUCGGCAAGCAGAAACUGAAAUAUAAGCAAAACUUGGUGUUCGAUAGCGGCAGCUCUUACACCUACUUUGACAGUCAGCUGUAUGAGUCCUUACUUGCCAUG
Messenger RNA from Phalaenopsis equestris, 1171 nucleotides. Its product is annotated as aspartic proteinase Asp1-like. Gene Ontology annotation, biological process: proteolysis. The record is from RefSeq and is a predicted model, not a curated record. Gene Ontology annotation, molecular function: aspartic-type endopeptidase activity. NCBI's taxonomy places the organism in Eukaryota, Viridiplantae, Streptophyta, Magnoliopsida, Asparagales, Orchidaceae.